AUGUGAAGAAGAGCACGGAAAGAAUCAAUGAGAAUCAUACGAAAUAUAUUCCUCGGUGGGCCGGUGGCUUCCUUUCCUUCUCCCACAUAAAAUCACACGUGUCUUGCAACGACCUCUGCCAUUCCCAGCUGCAUCGAAUUGUACGUUGGAACUUGGAACAAUUCUUCAGGCUUCGACACCGAACCGGGCAAUCUCGUCCAAAACGUACAACCGAAGAAGCAGCCUUUAGCAAUCAAGCUUUUUACUUGUUUUGGCUUAGGAUAAGCUCAAUCUGAGAAGAUCAAAUCAAUAUUUCACUAGCAUCACAGAUUCACAAGUUGUCGGAAAAGGGCAUAUUCCUGUGUUUCCCAGUUCAUAAUUUGGGUAAGGCCGCUUUUGGGUUCAAGGUUAUUAGCUUUCUCAUCUCUGUUUCCUCCACAAAAUCGUCAGGAAAAUAUCCAUCAAUUGCAGAUCUGAUCGUCACCUAAAUCAGUCAAUUAUCGAAGGAAUCAAUCACAGUCAUGGCGACUACCGAGUUUCUGCGAAGAGAAGCAGACCUUCUCCUUUCAUCUCCCUUGAUUGAGCUUCGUAAAGGUUUCAAAUCGACGUUCUCGGAGAUGGCUAAAUGAUCGUUUGUUGAUGGAACUUGUUCCUCGGUUGAAUGCAGAAGAAAUCAGAGGCUUAUUUGCUCCACCACCAUGGGGUGAUGAUGUGCCACCAUCAGCAUUUUGCAUGACGAACAUUGGAGAAUGGGACAAGUUUAGGAAUAUAGACAUGGAUAAAGAGGCAAAUAUUAUUGGUGCCUUAAAUAGCUCAUCUAUGAAGAAGAAAUUUCAUGGUGAUGGUGAUAAGAUGGCUGUCUUGAAUGCAUGGCAAAGAAUUGAUUGUCGAACAAGGGAGGCACUAAGACGUAGUUUUCUUUCAGAGCUUAUUGCAGGCUAUGAGGAUUGCAUAAGAACCUUCAUCAAGGAAAGUGGAGAUGGAGAUGUCCUUGAAUUACAGGUCCAAGAUCCUUUCCACAGAUUAUUGCUGCAUGGUGUCUGUGAGUUCUACAACUUGGUCUCGGUAACAGUUACGCAGUCAAAGGAUGCAAAGUCACUGAAGGUGACAAGGAUAAAGAGGAAGAAGACGGGUGUGGUUGAGCUCCCGAAUCUCACGUUGUCCCAUUUCCUGAAAAUGUCAAAGGAGGGCAUUUGGUAGUUCUAUGGGCAGGAAUUCUCAUCCAUGUUGAUAAAUAAAAUUGGUUUGCAAUGUUGCACUCUAACUUCAUGUAUCUUGAUGAAGUAAUUCAUUUGCCUUUAGUCAUCACCUGUACAAAGCUAGGGUGGCUAAAUUUAUAAUUUCUUCCAGUCAACAAAACUGGUUGAUUGCAAGUUUAGGGUCUAGUUAAGAAACGUGAUUCCUUCAAACUCUUGUUGUACUUUAUAUGGAUAGUCCCGUAUAUCUGUUCCUGGUCAACAGCUACCCCCUUUUUUUUUUUUGAGUGUUUAUUUUACAGCUGAAAUGGCUCAUGAUAUUUGUGGCUUUUAAGACCAUAAGUCAUAUUCAAGUUAUUCUGGUUAAAAUUUAGAGGAAGAAAAUCCGAGAAAGGGAUAUGAUCA
Theobroma umbraticum is the source of this 1580-nucleotide messenger RNA. RefSeq names its product R3H domain protein. Lineage: Eukaryota; Viridiplantae; Streptophyta; Magnoliopsida; Malvales; Malvaceae. Gene Ontology annotation, molecular function: nucleic acid binding. The record is from RefSeq and is a predicted model, not a curated record.